Phyllopteryx taeniolatus (common seadragon) is the source of this 1073-nucleotide messenger RNA. RefSeq names its product TAF9 RNA polymerase II, TATA box binding protein (TBP)-associated factor (gene taf9). NCBI's taxonomy places the organism in Eukaryota, Metazoa, Chordata, Actinopteri, Syngnathiformes, Syngnathidae. Gene Ontology annotation, cellular component: SAGA complex; transcription factor TFIID complex. Gene Ontology annotation, molecular function: transcription coactivator activity; RNA polymerase II general transcription initiation factor activity; protein heterodimerization activity. Gene Ontology annotation, biological process: RNA polymerase II preinitiation complex assembly; DNA-templated transcription initiation. The coding region runs from base 92 to 862 and encodes 256 amino acids. The transcript is spliced from 6 exons. The record is from RefSeq and is a predicted model, not a curated record.
CCAGGCAGCGCCCGUGUAAGUAAAAGAAGAAGGCGUAGCGUAAGCGUAGAAGAAGACUCGGAGGCGGAAGGCGCCCGUGAGGACGUCUAAAAUGUCUGCUCCCAAAAGCAUCCCUAAAGAUGCUCAGGUGAUGAUCCAGAUCCUGAAGGACAUGGGGGUGACCGAGUACGAGCCCCGCGUCAUCAACCAAAUGUUGGAGUUCACUUACAGAUACGUGACGAGCAUCAUCGAAGAUGCCAAGAUCUACGCCACGCAUGCCAAGAAGUCCAACGUGGACGCCGACGACAUCAAACUGGCCAUUCAGUGCCGCAUGGACCAGUCCUUUACAUCACCACCACCGAGAGAUGUAAGAACACACGUGUGCGUUAAGUUCCUCUUGGAGGUGGCCAGACAGAAGAACCAGACGCCGCUCCCCCUCAUUAAACCGUACACAGGGCCCCGCCUCCCUCCGGACCGCUACUGCCUGACCGCACCCAACUACCGCCUCAAGUUCCUCCCCAAAAAGGUGGCGUCGGCCGGCAGGAUAUCGGCACCCCGCCUCAGCGUCAGCGCAGUCUCUAGCAGACCGGCCACACCCACGCUCGGAAACUCGUCUGUUCAGUCAAUGGGCGGCACCAAGGUGGGACCGUCGGUGUCGCUGACAGGUCAGAGGUUUGCCGUGCAGAUCCCGCCUCCAUUGCAGAGCAGUGGCACCAAAAGUGCCCCGUUGACCACGCCCACCGGCUCCAGCGUGCUCAUCAACCCGUCUCUGAUUGGCUCCAAGAACAUCCUCAUUACCACCAACAUGGCAGCUCAGAGUGCCGGCGGCGGAGAGUCGCUGAAGAGGAAACACCAGGACGACGACGACUACGAUGCCUUGUGACGCAGACACACCAUACACCCUCACACAUACACACCAGGACACCGACACGCUCGCAAUUCCUUGACAACGCCCUUCAAACACAUGCAAACUACACCCACAGACUUUUUCAAACUCUUGUCACAGUGAUGACAAAAUGACUGCACCAGUGUUUUGUUUUUUUUCACCUUUAAUCCUAAAAACAAUUUCAAAUAAAAAAAAGAAACAAUGUGAA